Triplophysa dalaica is the source of this 4119-nucleotide messenger RNA. RefSeq names its product mucin-2-like. The annotation marks the transcript as partial. The record is from RefSeq and is a predicted model, not a curated record. The transcript has 11 exons. NCBI's taxonomy places the organism in Eukaryota, Metazoa, Chordata, Actinopteri, Cypriniformes, Nemacheilidae.
UCAACAUCAAGCCCCACCACAACCUCAACUCCCAGCACAACAUCAAGCCCCACCACAACCUCAACUCCCACCACAACCUCAAGUCCCACCACCACGUCAGGCGCCACCACAACCUCAAGUCCCACCACCACAACAACAAGUCCCACCACAACAACCUCAAGUCCCACCACCACAACCUCAAGUCCCACCACCACAACUUCAAGUCCCACCACAACAACCUCAAGUCCCACCACCACAACAACAAGUCCCACCACAACAACCUCAAGUCCCACCACAACAACCUCAAGUCCCACCACCACAACAACAAGCCCCACCACCACAACAACAAGUCCCACCACAACAACCUCAAGUCCCACCACCACAACAACAAGCCCCACCACCACAACAACCUCAAGUCCCACCACCACAACUUCAAGUCCCACCACAACAACCUCAAGUCCCACCACCACAACAACAAGUCCCACCACAACAACCUCAAGUCGCACCACAACAACAUCAAGCCCAACCACCACAACAUCAAGCCCCACCACCACAACAUCCAGCCCCACCACCACGUCACGUGCCACCACCAUGUCAGGCGCCACCACAACCUCAAGUCUCACCACCACAACCUCAAGUCCCACCACAACAACAUCAAGUCCCACCACCACAACAACAAGUCCCACCACAACAACCUCAAGUCCCACCACCACAACAACAAGCCCCACCACCACAACACCAAGACCCACCACAACAUCAGUUCCCAUCACAACGUCUGGCCCCACAACCACGUCGGACGCCACCACAACCUCAAGUCUCACCACCACAACAUCAAGCCCCACCACCACAACAUCAAGCCUCACCACCACAACAUCAAGCCCAACAACCACAACCUCAACAACCUCAAGUCCCACCACCACAACCUCAAGUCCCACCACCACAACUUCAAGUCCCACCACAACAACCUCAAGUCCCACCACCACAACAACAAGUCCCACCACAACAACCUCAAGUCCCACCACAACAACCUCAAGUCCCACCACCACAACAACAAGCCCCACCACCACAACAACAAGUCCCACCACAACAACCUCAAGUCCCACCACCACAACAACAAGCCCCACCACCACAACACCAAGCCCCACCACAACAUUAAGAACCACCACCUCAACAUCAAGCCCCACCACAACCUCAACUCCCACCACAACUUCAAGUCCCACCACCACGUCAGGACCCACCACAACAUCAGUUCCCAUCACAACUCCCACCACCACAACCUCAAGUCCCACCACCACAACUUCAAGUCCCACCACAACAACCUCAAGUCCCACCACCACAACAACAAGUCCCACCACAACAACCUCAAGUCCCACCACCACAACAACAAGCCCCACCACCACAACACCAAGACCCACCACAACAUCAGUUCCCAUCACAACGUCUGGCCCCACAACCACGUCGGACGCCACCACAACCUCAAGUCUCACCACCACAACAUCAAGCCCCACCACCACAACAUCAAGCCUCACCACCACAACAUCAAGCCCAACAACCACAACCUCAAGUCCCACCACCACAACGUCAAUUCCCACCACAACAACCUCGAGUCCCACAACAACCACAAGUCCCACAACAACCUCUAGCCCCUCCACUACAACCUCAAUCCCACCACCACGUCAGGACCCACCACAACUUCAGUUCCCAUCACAACGUCUGGCACCACAACCACGUCGGACACCACCACAACCUCAAUCAACUCCCAACACAACCUCAAGUCCCACCACCACGUCAGGCGCCACCACAACCUCAAGUCCCACCACCACAACCUCAAGUCCCACCACCACAACCUCAAGUCCCACCACCACAACCUCAAGUCCCACCACCACAACUUCAAGUCCCACCACAACAACCUCAAGUCCCACCACCUCAACAUCAAGCCCCACCACAACCUCAACUCCCACCACAACCUCAAGUCCCACCACCACAACCUCAAGUCCCACCACCACAACCUCAAGUCCCACCACCACAACCUCAAGUUCCACCACCAAAACUUCAAGUCCCACCACAACAACCUCAAGUCCCACCACCUCAACAUCAAGCCCCACCACAACCUCAACUCCCACCUCAAAGGAUCCAAAAUGUACGAGCCCCACCACAACCUCAAGCCCCUCCACGACAACAUCAAGUCCCACCACCUCAACAUCAAGCCCCACCACAACCUCAACUCUCACCACAACCUCAAGUCCCACCACCACGUCAGGACCCACCACAACAUCAGUUCCCAUCACAACGUCUGGCCCCACAACCACGUCGGACGCCACCACAACCUCAAGUCUCACCACCACAACAGCAAGCCCCACCACCACAACAUCAAGCCUCACCACCACAACAUCAAGCCCAACAACCACAACCUCAAGUCCCACCACCACAACGUCAAUUCCCACCACAACAACCUCAAGUCCCACAACAACCACAAGUCCCACAACGACCUCUAGCCCCUCCACUACAACCUCAAGUCCCACUACCUCUUCAGGCCCAACCACAACAUUAAGAACCACCACCUCAACAUCAAGCCCCACCAAAACCUCAACUCCCACCACAACCUCAAGUCCCACCACCACGUCAGGACCCACCACAACUUCAGAUCCCAUCACAACGUCUGGCCCCACAACCACGUCGGACACCACCACAACCUCAAGUCUCACCACCACAACAUCAAGCCCCACCACCACAACAUCAAGCCCAACCACCACAACCUCAAGUCCCACCACCACAACCUCAAGUCCCACCACCACAACUUCAAGUCCCACCACAACAACCUCAAGUCCCACCACCACAACAACAAGUCCCACCACAACAACCUCAAGUCCCACCACAACAACCUCAAGUCCCACCUCCACAACAACAAGCCACACCACAACACCAAGCCCCACCAUCACAACCAGAAGUCCCACCAAAAUGUCAAGCCACACAAAAUCAAGUUCAGAGGAGGAUUCUACUGGCGAAUCACAAGAAAAAAGCACUAAAACCCAUGCUCCACCUUCUUGUUCAAAUUCCAAUUCAAAGUCAAAGGAUCCAAAAUGUAAGAGCCCCACCACAACCUCAAGCCCCUCCACGACAACAUCAAGUCCCACCACCACAACCUCAAGUCCCACCACCUCAUCAGGCCCCACCACAACAUUAAGUCCCACCACCUCAACAUCAAGCCCCACCACAACCUCAACUCCCAGCACAACAUCAAGCCCCACCACAACCUCAACUCCCACCACAACCUCAAGUCCCACCACCACGUCAGGCACCACCACAACCUCAAGUCCCACCACCACAACCUCAAGUCCCACCACCACAACUUCAAGUCCCACCACAACAACCUCAAGUCCCACCACCACAACAACAAGUCCCACCACCACAACCUCAAGUCCCACCACAACAACCUCAAGUCCCACCACCACAACAACAAGCCCCACCAUCACAACCAGAAGUCCCACCAAAAUGUCAAGCCACACAAAAUCAAGUUCAGAGGAGGAUUCUACUGGCGAAUCACAAGAAAAAAGCACUAAAACCCAUGCUCCACCUUCUUGUUCAAAUUCCAAUUCAAAGUCAAAGGAUCCAAAAUGUAAGAGCCCCACCACAACCUCAAGCCCCUCCACGACAACAUCAAGUCCCACCACCACAACCUCAAGUCCCACCACCUCAUCAGGCCCCACCACAACAUUAAGUCCCACCACCACAACCUCAACUCCCAGCACAACAUCAAGCCCCACCACAACCUCAACUCCCACCACAACCUCAAGUCCCACCACCACGUCAGGCACCACCACAACCUCAAGUCCCACCACCACAACCUCAAGUCCCACCACCACAACUUCAAGUCCCACCACAACAACCUCAAGUCCCACCACCACAACAACAAGUCCCACCACCACAACCUCAAGUCCCACCACAACAACCUCAAGUCCCACCACCACAACAACAAGCCCCACCAUCACAACCAGAAGUCCCACCAAAAUGUCAAGCCACACAAAAUCAAGUUCAGAGGAGGAUUCUACUGGCGAAUCACAAGAAAAAAGCACUAGUAAGUUUUACAAUCUCUUUUUUAGUCAAUUUCCUUUUACUGAGUUUUUGAAUGGUUCGUUCUAA